AUGGAGAACGCCGAGGGGCCGUCCCCGGACUCCGGUGAUCACGCGGCACCGGUUCAGGAUGGCAAUGCCCAAACUACACCUGGGCACAAUUCGCGAAGGCCAAACCUUUCUUUGCAAAUACCAUCUAGGACCUUGGAUACCAGUGUACCUACUUCGACAAGAGUUACUAUAUCCCCCAGCCCCAGUUCAACGAGAGUGGGUUUGCCACCGAGACCUAAUUCAACGAGAACAAAAUCAUCUAUCAAGAACAUCAAUCCUCAGAACAGUUUCAGAGCAAGGAGUUCAGCCCAGGAAGGUGAUCGAGUGGUCCUUCUAAAUCCUGGGACGUCAUCUGAAGGGCAGCAGGAUAACCCAACCACAGCAAGAUCAUUUUCUUUUAGAAAGGUCAUUAGCUCAUUAUCGGCAAAAAGGACCCAUUCUCUUCCAGUCACGCCUGUAGGAACUACUGACAAGGCUGCAUCUCCUGCAAAUCAAUUAGAUACCCUGCCAACUACAUCUAAUGAAGGAGUUGAAGCAAAAAUUAGGCGUUCACUUUCAGUACCAGGAAAUCGCAAAAACAGAAGUUUGAGGAGGGCAGAUUCAAUAGGCGUCAUCCGUGUGAUUCCAACAACCCCACGACCUGUGCCAGUCGAUGCAACCACAUCGAACAAUGUAAUUGAAGAAACAAUCGAUGUCCCUGAAGAUGGAGGUGAAGAUAUUCCUGAAGAAGAGGCAGUCUGCAGAAUUUGUUUUGUUGAGCUCAACGAAGGAGGGGAAACACUUAAAAUGGAGUGCAGCUGCAAAGGAGAACUUGCCCUUGCACACCAAGAUUGUGCUGUCAAAUGGUUUAGCAUCAAGGGAAAUAAGAUAUGUGAUGUCUGCAAACAAGAAGUUCAGAAUCUGCCAGUGACGUUACUGAGAAUACCAACUCAAACUGCAAACAGGCGGGUAGCAAAUGCUGCUCAGCAGAGAGCAGCUCAACAAUACAGAUUUUGGCAGGACAUUCCAAUUCUGGUGAUGGUUAGCAUGCUUGCGUACUUCUGUUUCUUGGAACAACUUCUGGUUACUAAUUUGCAGUCACAUGCACUGGCAAUUUCAUUGCCUUUCUCAUGCGUGUUAGGCCUCCUUUCUUCAAUGAUAGCAUCAACUAUGGUGUCGAAGAGCUAUCUAUGGGCCUAUGCUUCAUUCCAGUUUGCUAUCGUUAUCCUGCUUGCUCAUAUCUUCUACAAUGUGUUGAGAGUGAAUCCAGUCCUUGCAGUCUUACUCUCCUCAUUCACUGGGUUCGGUAUUGCUAUUAGUACGAACUCUCUGCUAGUAGAGUAUUUGAGGUGGAGAGCUAGGAGGAAUCACCGUGUGGCUCAGCAGGCUGCCAAUGCUGCACAGCAUCAAGAAUCUGGGAAUGAUGGUGCAAAUGACAACGAUGGUUCUCAGCAAGGGCACGAUCCAAAUUCUGGGAACAAUGCUAUUAUGAAAUGUUAUGGGUGUGAACAGCUGUCUGUACACAAUCAAAUUCAUUUUCCCACUCCUUUCUCUGCAUCAGUAAAUUGCGGUUGCGGAUUCCUCUCCUGCGCGGCACAAGCUGAGUCCUAUCCCUAUCCGCCCCCUGUUGCAGCCUUGCGGAAGGCAAUGGUGGGGUUCGGAUGGAGAGUCGGCUCAAAGUUGCAGAGAUGGGGCUGGAGCUGCCUCCGGGGUUUCUCUUCUGCUGCAUUUCCGUCUCAGCUGGAGAAUGUCGGAUUCAUCGGACUUGGGAACAUGGGUUCCCAUAUGGCAAGGAACUUGAUCACGGCUGGAUACAAAGUGACUGUUCAUGAUAUAAAUGAAAAUUCAAUGAAGAAAUUCUCAGACGAUGGAAUCCCCACAAAACAGUCUCCACUUGAAGUAUCAGAGUCGAGUGAUGUCAUAAUUACCAUGCUUCCUUCAUCUUCUCAUGUUUUAGAUGUAUACAAUGGACCCAAUGGCUUGCUUUUUGGGGGCGAACGCCUGGGACCAUGGUUAUACAUAGAUUCAUCAACAGUUGAUCCACAAACAUCAAGAAAGAUAUCGACAGCCAUAUCAAGAUGCCAUUUAAAAGAAAAGAAAGGUUACGCUGAAAGCCCUAUGAUUCUGGAUGCUCCAGUGUCCGGAGGUGUUCCUGCUGCAGAAGCUGGCAAGCUAACUUUCAUGGUGGGUGGUCUUGAGGAAGCAUAUUUAGCAGCCAAGCCCUUACUUCUCGCAAUGGGGAAAAAGGCAAUCUACUGCGGUGGGGCUGGAAAUGGCUCGGCUGCAAAGAUAUGUAACAACAUGGCAAUGGCAAUCAGCUUGCUUGGGGUCUCCGAGGCCUUGGCUCUUGGUCAGAAUCUUGGGAUCAAAGCAACCACUCUUACAGACAUUUUCAACUGUUCAAGCGCUCGCUGCUGGAGUAGCGAUACAUAUAAUCCAGUUCCUGGAGUUAUGGAAGGUGUACCAUCAUCAAGGAACUAUAGCGGUGGUUUCACUUCCAAACUAAUGGCUAAAGAUUUGGACUUGGCCAUGGCUUCUGCAUCUGGAGUUGGCUUCAAAUGCCCUAUGGGUUCCGAGGCACUUGAAAUUUACCGAAAGCUGUGCGAGGAUGGCUGUGAACUCAAAGACUUCUCGUGCACAUUCCGACAUUACUAUGCUGGCAAGGAUGAAGAGUGA
Miscanthus lutarioriparius is the source of this 2634-nucleotide messenger RNA. The record is from the annotation of a GenBank genome assembly. Lineage: Eukaryota; Viridiplantae; Streptophyta; Magnoliopsida; Poales; Poaceae.